Molossus molossus (Pallas's mastiff bat) is the source of this 1245-nucleotide messenger RNA. It is a transcript of the gene SERPINA12, whose product is annotated as serpin family A member 12. NCBI's taxonomy places the organism in Eukaryota, Metazoa, Chordata, Mammalia, Chiroptera, Molossidae. Gene Ontology annotation, biological process: negative regulation of endopeptidase activity. The record is from RefSeq and is a predicted model, not a curated record. The transcript has 4 exons. Bases 1 to 1245 code for a protein of 414 amino acids. Gene Ontology annotation, molecular function: serine-type endopeptidase inhibitor activity.
AUGAACCCCAUGCUGGGCCUGGGCCUGCUCCUGGCUGGCCUCCUCACUGUGGAAGGUCUUCUGAAGCCCAACGUUUCUCCAAAGAAUCACGGAGCUGUGAACCAGGCCAAAGAGUGGAAGGGAAAGAGGGCAGCCCAGGAGCUUGCAAGGCGAAACAUAGACUUUGGCUUCAAGCUAUACAAGAAGCUGACCUCCAUUGGCCCCAGCAAGAACAUUUUCUUCUCCCCCUUGAGCAUCUCUACAGCCUUCUCCAUGUUGUGUCUGGGUGCCCAGAACUCCACGCUGGCCGAGAUCAUGCAGGGCCUCAAUUUCAGGAAUAUACAGGAGAAAAACCUUAAUGAGGGUUUCCAUUACCUUAUCCACAGUCUGAACCAGAAUACCCAGGACCUCCAGCUGAACCUCGAGAACAUCUUGUUCUUGGACCAGAAUAUGCAACCAGUGAAGAAGUUUAUGACAGAGGCCAAGAACCUGUACAAUGCAGACAGUGUCCCCACCAACUUCCAGGACUUGGGAAAUGCCGAGAAGCAGAUCAAUGACUAUGUCAGUGAGAAAACCCAUGGAAGAAUCGAUAACCUGGUCAAGAAUAUAGAUCCUGGCACUGUGAUGCUUCUUGUCAACAGUAUUUUCUUUCAAGCCAGGUGGCAACAUGAGUUUGAUCCAAAAGCAACUAAAGAGGAAGACUUCUUCCUGGAGGAAAACAAGCCGGUGAAGGUCCCCAUGAUGUUCCACGGGGGCAUGUAUCGAGUGGGCUAUGACAACCAGCUCUGCUGCGCUGUCCUGGAAAUGCCUUACUAUCAUAACAUCACAGCCACCUUCGUCCUUCCCCACGAGGGCAAAAUGAGGCAGGUGGAGGAGGCCUUGAAUCUGGACACUCUGGAGCGAUGGAAAAAAUUAAUCACGCGAAGGGUUGUAGACGUGUUCCUGCCCAGGUUCUCCAUGACUGGCACCUACGACCUAAAGAAGACUCUCUCCUACCUGGGUAUCAGCAAAAUCUUCGAGGAGCAUGGUGAUCUCACCAGGAUAGCCCCUAAUCGAAGCUUGAAAGUGGGUAAGGCGGUGCACAAGGCGAAGCUGAAGGUCGACGAGAAGGGCACGGAGGCGGCCGCGGCCUCUGGAAUGGAGACACUGCCCAUGGAGAAGCCGCUAACCUACAAGCUGAACAGACCCUUUCUGCUGAUGAUUACAGAGAAGAUCAUACCCGCCAUGCUCUUCGUAGGAAAGAUUACUAAUCCUUCCGGCGCAUAA